Molecule: messenger RNA, 194 nt
Organism: Scutellospora calospora
Lineage: Eukaryota; Fungi; Glomeromycota; Glomeromycetes; Diversisporales; Gigasporaceae
Source: the annotation of a GenBank genome assembly
UCAUUUGAAUAAAGCUACAAAGCUUCACAAUGAAUAUAUGAUAAAAAAAAACAAAUUAACUCAUAAUGAUGAUUCUGGUUCAUUAGGUGUAAGAGUUAAAAAACAAAAUUAUGAUUAUUCAUAUGUUGGAGAAAAUAUAGCAUGGAAUUAUGAAAAUGAAUAUGAUGUUAUAAAAGGUUGGAUGAAUUCUGAAG